GCGAUGUUUGUUUAAAGUUGUGCAACUACGAACGAAGUUCAAGCUCGAUCCUCAAAGAUGUCUCGCACUUUUCUUGUUCUCCUGUUCGCCGCCAUUGCCUACAUUGGCGUGAGCGAAGUUGCUGCGUGUGGCGUUAAUGAAGAGUUCAAGAUCUGCAAAAGUCUGUGCGAACAGAAAUGCGGCGGACCACAUGUCUACUGCAUUCAGGAGUGUAGAGGAUCUGGUUGUCAAUGUAAAGUAGGAUUCCUACGAAAUGACAAAGGAAAAUGUGUCUCUCGCGACCAGUGUUAAUUAAGGAAACUUCGUCCUGUUGGAUACUUCAGGAAAUUUAUGGGUGAAGGUAACUGCAAUGUUAUGAUCGGCAAUAAAUGAUAUCGUGAUUAUUACA
Megalopta genalis is the source of this 388-nucleotide messenger RNA. Its product is annotated as chymotrypsin inhibitor. The record is from RefSeq and is a predicted model, not a curated record. Lineage: Eukaryota; Metazoa; Arthropoda; Insecta; Hymenoptera; Halictidae.